AUGGCGAGGAUCAAACCUCAAGCUCUGCUGCAACAGAGCAAGAAGAAGAAGGCGCCGAGCAAGAUCAGCGCCACCACUGUUAUGUUCUGCGGCUUGAUUGUUGUUCUAGCUCUGUUUUUUCUCUACUCCACCUACACUCACCGCUCCAUAAGGUCUAGCAUCCAGAGGUCUAAUACUGACUCGGAGCUUGAGUUGCAGGAGGAUCAUGGGCUUAUGGAUUUGAGGAAAUCUGAUAUCCCUGGGUACGCGAUCUUUACUACAUCUAAAGGGCCAAUAACUGUGGAACUUUUCAAGGACAGCUCUCCUGAAAUUGUUGACAAGUUCAUUGAAUUAUGUCAAAAGGAGCAUUUCAAGGGGAUGCACUUUCUUCGCGUGAUAAAGCAUUAUGUGAUUCAAGCAGGGAACACUGAUAAUCUUGGCAAUACAGAGGAUUGGACUGUGAAAGGGAAGCACCAUGGGCAACUUCAUGCAAGCCUGAAACACGAGGCCUUCAUGGUUGGAACAUCCAAGGGAAAACGUGAUGACAAAGGAUUUGACCUUUUCGUCACAACUGCACCAAUCCCAGAUCUGAGCGAGAAGCUGGUAGUUUUUGGGCGGGUUGUUAAGGGAGAAGAUGUGGUUCAGGAAAUCGAAGAGGUGGAUACAGAUGAACACUACCAGCCUAAAAGUCAAAUAGGGAUCAUCGGCGUCACUCUAAAGCAGAAGGUCUAG
This is a messenger RNA of Linum trigynum, 711 nucleotides long. The record is from the annotation of a GenBank genome assembly. NCBI's taxonomy places the organism in Eukaryota, Viridiplantae, Streptophyta, Magnoliopsida, Malpighiales, Linaceae.